AAUUAUGGUGCUACGACUUGUGACACUUUCUCUGUGAAGAUGUCCUCCAUGGACCCUUUGCCGCCAGCCACCCCUCCCUCCCAGAAACCCACCCGCAUCAUCAAGCCACGCCCCCCCACCAGGCCUCGCCCUUAUUUGCCUCCGAGGCCAGACUCGAGCAAGCUAAGCCGGGGCCCCACGCCGCCUUUGCCGCCGGAGGGUUCCACGGCCGAGCUUACGAACGACGGAUACCGCAGGGUCGUCGAACCCCCUUGCAGCACCGAGCGGCAGCUCCAUAUCCUGCAGAAUUCAGGAGCUGUUCGGAAGAUCGUGGUGCGCUUUGACCACACAGGCCCGCAGAAGGAUGAGGCCGACAAGCCGGCUCGACCGAUUCUGAACGGCAGCCGAGCCCCUGUCUCUGUGGCUGAGAAUGGGGAAGGGGAGACAGCGGAGGAAAAAGAAGCUCAUGGCCAAUUGGAUCCUAGGGAUGGCACCUCGCUGUCCACGUCGGGUGCGGUGGAGCAGAAUGGGGUGGAAUCCCCAUUGUCCUGCCCCCCGGUCUGCCUCUGCGUCUGCCACCAACAACGGCCGGGCAUGGUCUUGAUGUGGGUCGCGGCGCAUUCUCUGCAAGCCAAGCAAGAGGACGGCGAGGAAGAGCCCGCUUCGGAUCUCUCGUCCUCGGCUGACGAGGGAGGACCGCUCUUCCACCACCGCCUGGUGCUCAACCCGCCACCUGCCAAACUGCCCACCAAGGGCUUCAGGGCCCCCAAAUCCCGCCGUUCUCCUCGGAGCAAGAAACCCCCCGACCCCCCGGCUUCUGCCAAUGGGCACGCUGAAGGCAGCGUGGUGCUGACUGGGUUUCGCUCCACUGCUGAGCCCCUCCCCCCACGUUGUCCCCUGUUGAUGCCAAAACCGCCCCGCCGCAGCAAGGGGGGGUCCCCUGCCUUUUUCGACAGCGAGCCCGUGCCCCCGGCCAUCCCGCCCAAAGCCCCGGUGAAGCCGCCCCGCAACUCCUUGGGGCCCCUGUCCUUUUCCCGCCGGGGUUCCCUGCAGUUCCCCCUCGAGUCCAACCACGUUCCCGACGGUGUUUUGCCGGUCUCUGCUGGAGAAGGCCUCCUCCUCCUCCCACCCCCCUCCCAGCCCCCACCGCCCCCACCUUCUUCCCAGGCAUCGCCGCCUCUACCGGGCCCUCAUCAGCAGCCUCACCCGCUCCCUCCCUGCCAGCUUCCUGCGACCCCGACUCCGCCUCCUCCAUCCCAGCCUCCUCCUUCUCUGCUGCCUCAGGGGCUGCCCCCGCCGCCAACUCAGCCCCCACCACCCUUGGAGAACCCGUCGCUGGAUGAACAUCCAUGUCAAGGUGACUGUGAAACAGAAUGCCCAACGCCAGGUGAAUCUGACAGAGGGACCCCAAAGGACAGACCUUCCUCGAUGCUGUCCCCUAAGGGCCCCGACUGGGGACUUUGCUUACAGGAUGAGCCCUUGUAUCAAACGUACCGCCAAGCUGUCAUCUCCAAGGAGAUCAAGAGGCAAACAAUCCCUCGCAAUAGCAGCUUCAGCAGCUCGGAUUAUGGGGCCCCGUCCCCCGGCGAAGCUCCUUCAGGGCCGCGCGGCCCCAUCCCUCACAGCACCUUGUGGCAGGAGCUGCCAGCCGUCCGGGAGAGCAGCCUUCUGGGAAACAUGAGCCCCGAGGAGCGAAAGAUGCAGGAGAGCCUUUUUGAGGUGGUGACGUCGGAAGCCUCCUACCUACGUUCGCUGACCCUGCUGAUCGAGCACUUCAUGGAGUCUCGGGAUCUGGCCACCACCAUCCUUCUGCGCGAGCACCGUAUCCUCUUCUCCAACAUCCACAAGGUCAAGGAGGUCAGCGAAAGAUUCCUGCAUGACUUGGAGGGCCGCCUUGCCGAGAGUCUGCAAAUUUCAGACGUCUGUGACAUUGUGGAAGAACACGCAAAACAGAGCUUCUCCGUCUACAUCGACUACGUCCGCAACCAGCUCUAUCAGGAGAAGACGUACAGCACCCUCAUGGAGAAGAACCCCCAGUUCGCUGUCGUCGUGACCCGUCUGCAGGAACUGCCCGAAUGUCAACGGCUCCCUUUCAUGUCCUUCUUGCUCCUUCCUUUCCAGAGGAUCACGCGGAUCAAGAUGCUCAUUGAGAACAUCCUGCGCCGGACGGAAGAAGGCUGCUUGCGUGAGCAGAACGCCAUGAAGGCUUUAGCCUCAGUGUCCAAGAUAAUAGAGGAAUGCAACUCGGAGGUGGGACGCAUGCGGCACAUGGAGGAGCUGAUCCACAUUGCCAGCAAGAUUGAGUUCGACAAGCUUAAGGCUGUUCCCAUCAUCUCUCAGAGCCGGCAGCUGCUGAAGCGGGGCGAGCUGUUGGAGGUGGUGCAUCGGGGCACCAUCUUUGGCAACAAGCCCAAACUGGUCCCCAUUUACCUCUUCCUCUUCAACGACCUGCUCCUCAUCACCCAGCGGAAGAGUUCCGAACGCUUUGUCGUACUGGACUACGCCCACCGCUCACUAGUUCAGGCCCAGGGCUGUGGGGAAACUCCUGCAAUCAACAGUUCUGAAAACAGCUUCUACCUGACCCUGCUGGAGAACCACCAAGGCCGGAGUAUCGACCGCCUCUGCCGCGCCCCGACCCAAUCAGACAUGCAUCGCUGGAUGGGUGCCUUCCCCUGCCACGAAUCCCAGCCCAACGGCAAGCAAGAAACCAUCUAUGAGGACUGGGACUGCCCCCAGGUCCAGUGCGUUGAGGCUUACGUGGCAGUCCAGGCUGAUGAAUUAAGCCUAGAACCCACCGACAUUGUCAAUGUUCUUCGCAAGACCAAUGAGGGUUGGUAUGAAGGUCUCCGUUUAGCUGACGGCAAGAAGGGCUGGUUCCCCUCGCGCUACGUGCAAGAGAUCACGAACGAGCACGUGCGGCGGCGUAAUCUGCGCGAGCGGUACCGCGUCCUGCAGGCCGCACGCCAGCUUCAGCUGAUCCGCAACAGCAUCGGCAAAGGUGGAAAGAGACAGUCAAGCAUCUCCAACUCUACUGCACUGCACAUGGAACUCCGAAUGGCUCUGUUGUCCCCAAGAACUAGUCCAGACUCCUUAGACGCUGCCUCGUGCGGGAAGGAUCUCAGUGCUCAAGAGUGAAGAGGUGCUUCCUGACUGGGUCACUGGGACGUGGAACUGUGGGACAGACCCAAUCUAACUAAGCUGCUUGGGUGGGGGGGUAUAAAAAUUAUCCCUGGUGCGACGUUAUCCCCAGGCUUGGACUAUAGAGGUAAGACAACACCAAAGUGGAACAGCCUCGGUUUGUCUCAUUUCCUUGGUGCAGGAAACUUCGGCUCGUUUUAUCUACUGUGUUGGGCGGGGGGGGGGGGGGAAGGACUGACACACUUAUGAAGCAGACAGGUACACAUCUGGAUUGGGUUCACGUGCCCUCGUUUCCCCCAAUAGUAUAUCCAGGGGUGGAUCUUCAGUUAAAGCAGCCGAAUUCAGUGGGUGCUACAGUGUGACUGAGACUGUCAGGGUCAGAUCCAGCCAAGGCAGUGAUCCCGGGGCGAUCCCACACCUUGUUGUCAUUGUCACUGGCCAGGCAGGUCCUGCGUGAGCCUCAUUCACCAGGGCUUCUGUCACUGUCCAGUGAGUUAGCCGACCGGUCCAUCUGCAAAUGCAUCUGCCAAACGCGAGAGAUCAGUGUUUUGUACAGACCUGUGCGAUUCCCCCGCCCCCUUUUUUUUACACAGGUCGAAUCAAGCAGCUGCACUCAGUACUUUCCAACAUGUGCUCCCCGAGAGAUGCAAAGCGCAAUUAGAGUGUGCGCACUUGCGCAGUCCAUGCUACAUGCACCAAGCUGUGAGCUAGAGGCUGUUCGCUGGCUCUCGGGAUUCCUGGCCCUGCUUCUUGAGGGUGCUCUUAACUGCUUUGUGCACGGUGUCCUUUUCUCUCGGUCCCUGUUAUCAAUCUAUUUUGUAUUUGGCCAAUACAGGAUCUGCACUGUGACUGUCUACGGCUGGGCCCUAAUUUGCUGCCAUCUCUGCCUGUAUUUCAAGGGCUCUUCCUGCCGUUUGCUCAAGGCCCUGUCUACCUCAGUGGGGACGCAGCGUUCCAACUUGUGACUCCCCCCUGCCUUUAGCCCCCGAUGCCCCAAAAGGGUCGCUGACUCGGUCCAGAUGUGGAACCCGGAGCGUGCAUUCUUUCCCCUCUGGAUUCUGGCCCACUGCUGCCAAACGGAUUCCCCCCUGCCCCCCCCCAACAUUAGCCUGGGUGGGACAGCCCAAUAUCUUUGCAGCUAAGGAGUUCCCCUCUGUCCCUCUCCUGCGCGCACGGACCAAUUUGUAUUUAUUAGGAUAAUGCGAUCUGAACUCCUCACGUGCAGAAAGGGAAUUCUGCCACCACCCCCGUGAACACUCCAGAGCUCUGGUAGCCGCUGAAAGGGGGGGGUGUUUAAUUUAUUCUGUAUGAUAUUUUGCCUGGAUUGUCAUGUCUUUUUGUUUUGAUAGAGGGGGAAAACCCCACCAAUGGCUUGUUUAAAAAAAUAUAUAAGAUGACGGAA
Molecule: messenger RNA, 4519 nt
Organism: Sphaerodactylus townsendi
Lineage: Eukaryota; Metazoa; Chordata; Lepidosauria; Squamata; Sphaerodactylidae
Gene: ARHGEF15
Product: Rho guanine nucleotide exchange factor 15
Exons: 16
Biological process (GO): activation of GTPase activity
Molecular function (GO): protein binding; guanyl-nucleotide exchange factor activity
Source: RefSeq, a predicted model, not a curated record